Microdochium trichocladiopsis is the source of this 1887-nucleotide messenger RNA. Its product is annotated as flavin-binding monooxygenase-like protein. Gene Ontology annotation, molecular function: monooxygenase activity; flavin adenine dinucleotide binding. The record is from RefSeq and is a predicted model, not a curated record. NCBI's taxonomy places the organism in Eukaryota, Fungi, Ascomycota, Sordariomycetes, Xylariales, Microdochiaceae. The coding region runs from base 1 to 1887 and encodes 628 amino acids. The transcript is spliced from 2 exons.
AUGGGGUCUAACAGUGGCGAUCUCGUUGAUAUCCUGCCCGCAGACGAGCGGAGGGAGCCCGGAUCGGCCAACCUCAAGGUGGCCAAGUACCCGGCCCCGGCGGACAUUGCAGGCGACGACCCGGCCAAGGAAGCAGAGUCCAUCAUCGCCAGCCUCAACCAGGCCCUCGCGGCCAGGGACUACAAUGCCGUGUCGCAGCUCUUCCACGACGACUCGUACUGGCGCGACCACCUCGCCCUCACCUGGGAGUUCCGCACCCUCGACAACCCCAGCAAGAUUGCCGACCUCCUCAGCAAGGAGUGCCGGCUGGUCCAGGUCGAGCUGGACACAUCUGCCGCACACAAGGCGCCACAGGUCGCGUCGAUUGACGCGCUCGGCACGGUCAAGGGCGUCGUCUUCUUCACCACGUUCACCACGACGCUCGGGUCUGGGCAGGGCUUCGUGCGGCUGGCCAAGGUUGGAGGCAAGUGGAAGUUCUACACCUUCUUCACGACUCUGAAGAAGCUCAAAGACGUGGACGAGCCGCGGGCCGCCAAGAGACCUGUGGGCCACGGCCAUGGUCCCGACAAACCAGAGAAGAACUGGAAAGAGCUCCGCGACCAGGAGCAGAGUUAUGAAGGGUCCGAACCUGCCGUACUCAUUAUCGGAGCCGGACAAGGUGGCCUGUCGCUGGCUGCACGGCUGAAGAUGCAGAAUGUCGACGCACUCAUCGUCGACAGGCAGAAGAGGGUAGGCGACAACUGGAGGAACCGAUACCGGCGCCUUGUCCUGCACGACCCGGUGUGGCUCGACCACCUGCCCUACGUCAACUUUCCGGACCACUGGCCCAUCUACACGCCCAAGGACAAGCUGGGCGACUUCUUCGAGGCCUACGUCAACCUGCUGGAGCUUAACGUGUGGCUCGAGACGGAACUGGUCUCGUCGGAAUGGGACGACGCGAAGCAGCAGUGGACCGUCACGGUCGAGCGCACGCUCGGAGACCAAAAGACCAGGCGCACGUUUCACCCGCGGCACGUCGUGCAGGCGACAGGCCACUCUGGCAAGAAGAACUUCCCAACGAUCAAGGGCAUGGAGACGUUCGAGGGCCCGUUGUGCCACAGCUCCGAUUUCCGCGGGGCCGCGCCCAACUCGCAAGGGAAGCGGGCGAUCGUGGUCGGGUCGUGCAACUCGGGCCACGAUAUUGCGCAGGACUUUUACGACAACGGGUACGAUGUGAUGAUGGUGCAGCGGUCGAGCACGCUCGUCGUGUCGACCAAGAACAUCUCGGACAUCUUCCUGUAUCCCUUGUACUCGGAGGUGGGGCCGCCAGUCGAGGACGCGGACAUGAUGUUUAUUGGCACGCCGUGGCCGCUGCACAAGGCGCUCAACGUCGAGGCCACCAGGAUCUCGUUUGAGGCGGACCGGCCGAUGCUCGAGGGCCUGACGAAGGCCGGGUUCAAGCUGGACAAGGGACCGGACGGGGCGGGGUUAUUCUACAAGUACUUCCAGCGCGGAGGCGGCUACUACAUCGACGUGGGCACGAGCCAGGUCAUUGCGGACGGGGGCAUCAGGAUGAAGAGCGGGACAGAGCCGAGCGAGAUCACGGCCCGGGGGAUCCGGUUUGCGGACGGGGAGGAUCUCGAGGCGGACGAGAUAGUGUUUGCGACGGGGUACCAGAACAUGCGGACGCAGGCGCGGGCCAUGUUUGGGGACAGGCUGGGCGACAAGGUCGGGGACGUCUGGGGCCUGAGCGAGGAGGGCGAGUUCCGGACCAUGUGGCAGCGCAGCGGACACCCGGGGUUCUGGUUCAUGGGCGGCAACCUGGUGCUGUGCCGGUACCACUCGCAGCUGCUGGCGCUGCAGAUCAAGGCGCUCGAGGAGGGGAUCGCGACGUACGACAAGGUGUAG